Molecule: messenger RNA, 1679 nt
Organism: Cydia strobilella
Lineage: Eukaryota; Metazoa; Arthropoda; Insecta; Lepidoptera; Tortricidae
Product: luciferin 4-monooxygenase-like
Exons: 10
Coding region: 1-1662 (553 amino acids)
Biological process (GO): fatty-acyl-CoA biosynthetic process; long-chain fatty acid metabolic process
Molecular function (GO): long-chain fatty acid-CoA ligase activity
Source: RefSeq, a predicted model, not a curated record
AUGUAUCCACGAAGGAGGGUCAACGACUCAGUGCAUUGGUUUAUGAACGACCUCACUUCCCGAAUCGUGGCUGAAUCCGGAAUUCCGACGGACCGCCACCAUCUCGGAAAAAUUUUGCUGCAAAGCUUUAAAGAUGCACCGGACUUCGUCAUGCAAAUUGAUGGAGUGACAGGUGAAUCCGAAACCAGUGGUUCAGCCCUCGAGAGGACAGUACGCUGCGCCGUUGCUCUCAAAAAUCUAGGUCUUCAACAUGGGGACAUCAUGAUCCUCAUGGCUCCCAGCCACAUCGACCUGGCUAUACCGUUCUAUGCGGCCUUGUACCUGGGGAUCAUAGCGUCUGCUAUUGACAGAACUUUGAGUGUUAAGGAACUCCAAGGCACCUUUGAUGUGUCGAGGCCGAAGGUAAUCUUCUGCCAGAGCGACCGAGCCCCAGACGUGCAGAUAGCUCUGAAUGGAAUCGAGUCGGAUGCCUUCAUAGUCACCUUUGACAAAGGGGAUUAUCUCUGUAGCUUUCCUGAGUUCUUGGAAACGUAUGGAGAUAAUAGCCCUGUUGAGGAAUUUAAGCCUACAGAUUUCGACCCGGAUGACACCGUCGCACUGUUGAUCGCCACUAGUGGAACCACCGGAUUGCCUAAAGGCGCUGCCGCCACUCACAAGAAUUUGUCGAUCUCUUUACCUUAUCUUUGGAUUCGACACACACAAUUCCCACACCCCACGAAGAUGAUAAUGAUCGGAUCACCGCUGCAGUGGCUGACGGCACUCAUCAACUUCUUGAUGUCUCCAAUCCUCCAAUACACGAGGCUGCAGACAUCGCAAUCUUUGACGCAGCAGCACGCUUAUGAUCUCAUCAACACUUACAAGCCUACCUUCACAAUACUAAGUCCGACGUUUAUGAACACACUCUUAACCCCUGGUGAACACGAGCAGUGUGACUUGAGCUGCCUGGAGACGCUGAUGCUGGCAGGGAGCGCUGUGCCGGCCGACUUAAUUACGGACAUCAAGAAAAUUUUGCCCAACACCGAGGUCCUGAAUGCGUACGGCAUGAGCGAGGUAACAACAAUAGCAUUCAUAGACGAAGGUAUGAACCCUCCUGGCUCCGCCCCCGCUGGAAAACCCAUCGGCUGCCAUCAAUACAGAUUGAUAGACGUCGAGACCCAAGAAGAUAUCUAUGAGCCAAACAGAAAUGGGGAACUCUGGUUAAAGGGCCCAGGCAUGAUCAAGUUUUACUACAACAACCCCGAAGCUACAGAAGAGACAUUUGCUGAAGGCCAAUGGUUCAAGACUGGUGAUAUGUUCUACAGGGAUGAAAACUACAACUUUUUCUUUGUGGAAAGAAUUAAAUUGCUGCUCAAGUAUAUGAAUCACCAAAUCUCCCCAGUGGAACUGGAGAUUACAAUCCGCCAACUCCCGGGGGUACUAGACGUGGCCGUGACCGGUAUACCGGACCCGACAUGUGGGGAGUUACCGGUCGCUUGUGUCGUGAGGUGUCCAGGUUCUGAUAUUACCGCGGAAGAUGUCAAACAAAUAGUGAAAGAUAAUCUGGCAGACUCAAAACAGCUGAGAGGAGGGGUCAUAUUCUUGCCCACAAUACCACAAACAGCAUCCACAAAGGUUCAUCGAAGAAAACUCAAGGAGAUAGCUUUGCAAAUGCAAGCUGAAUGAAAUAAAAAAACAACAAA